UAUAGGACUUUAUAUUACGCAGUAGGAAGGAACCGGUUGUCCCGGUUUCCUGUUCGAGACAGAGCUUUUGAACUGAGAGAAGAUGAUACUGUUGCUUCAGACUCGGGAGGCUGUGCGUGCUAUAACGGGCUUCUUCUCCAGUGCUUCUAGCAACAGCAUAGGUUUUUGGUAGGACAAAAUAAAGUUUAAGGCUUUGAAUUAUGGGGCGCAUUCUUGCUUGAUCAUUUGCUCUCUCUAGACUGUCCUAGAGUACGAUACUGGUUCGCCAUAGGUCCAAAAGCCUGUCUCAAACUGUGGGGUUCACCAUCUUGUCUGUCACAAGAGUUCAACUACUUGAAGUAAGAAGCUAUUUUGGUUUUUGACUUUUGAGUGUAUUUUUGUGAGUGGGAAGUGAUAUUGAUUACCUUUUUGUGAGGAAAUGAUGAACUUAUGAGAUGGUGAUUCAACAAUAUGAAAUGGAAUUCGGGUUUCAAUUGGUGUUUUCUUAUUAUUAGAGUUGUGAGAAUUUGGUAUGGACAUAGCCAAGAGUGAUAGCAUUUGGGAGCCUUCAACUAGACCCUGCAAAUGUUACUCAGCUUCGAUCUUGACUGAAACAAUUUUGGACUCAACUCAGACUUCAAAUUUUAAGGACCGAUAUAUUCUUGAGGAGCAAUUAGGAUGGGGGCAAUUUGGCAUAAUUAGGGCAUGCUUGGAUAAGUUGACUGGUGAGGUGUUGGCUUGCAAGUCUAUUGCUAAAGAUAGGUUGGUAACACUGGAUGACGUGCGCAGCGUCAAGCUUGAGAUUGAGAUUAUGACUAGGUUAUCUGGACAUCCAAAUGUUGUGGAUCUCAAGGCAGUUUAUGAGGAUGAGGACUACGUGCAUCUUGUGAUGGAGCUUUGUGCAGGUGGAGAAGUUUUCCAUCGCCUUGAGAAGCACGGGAGGUUCUUUGAGUGUGAGGCUAGAGAUCUUUUUAAGCAACUGAUGCAAGUGGUUAUGUAUUGUCAUGACAAAGGUAUUGUUCAUAGAGAUUUGAAGCCCGAGAACAUUCUCUUGGCAACAAAAUCGUUCUCCUCACCCAUUAAGUUGGCAGACUUUGGUCUUGCAACCUAUAUCAAACCAGGGCAGAAUUUGAAUGGUACUGUUGGGAGUCCAUUUUAUAUAGCUCCUGAGGUGCUGGCAGGCAGUUAUGACCAAUCUGCUGAUGUGUGGAGUGCUGGGGUUAUUCUUUACAUUCUUCUCAGUGGGAUGCCUCCUUUUUGGGGGAAGACGAAAUCAAAAAUCUUUGAUGCUGUUAGGGUUGCAGAUUUACAGUUCCCUUCUGAACCUUGGGAUCAUAUUUCAGCAACUGCCAAGGACUUGAUCACAAGAAUGCUAGGUGUAGAUCCUUCUAAGAGGCUCACUGCUAAAGAGGUCCUAGCUCACUCAUGGAUGAAGGAUUGUGCACAGGGAACUCAAGGACCAAGCAAGCAUGAUUGCUCAGAUUUCGGGCAAAUGGAAGUGGGUGGUGGUUCUUUCUCUACCCCCUUCAUCGCCAAAACUCGGGACUAUAUCUUCAGUGAUGGAUUGCCUGCAACCACUUGUAGCAAAGAGGGAAACUCACCUGCAUUCACCUGCAGAACAUCAUUUACGUCUUUCCCAGUUGACAAUACCACACCUUGUUCAAUAUCUGUAGGUUUUUCCUUCAGCAGCUGCUGCGAAUCAAAUGCAACAGAAUUCUCAUCUCCAGUUCCCUCGAUGCCAAGCUUUACAUUCUUCAGUCCAUGUUCUGCAUUUAAGCAUGGCAAUGAAUCAUUGGGUUUUGAAGCCAAAAUAUCAACACGGGAUGCAAGGCAUGAAGAUUCAAGCUUGGGAAAGGCAUUUGUCUUAUCAGAUCCUACACUACCCAUUGAACACCAAUUAAGAGAAAUGGAGCAGAGGACAGAACUUCAGAGAGGAGAGACAAGUGGUUCUAAGGUUUCAUGCAUCCACAACAGAAGGAAUCAUACAAUUGGACUUGGUGAGCUUGAUCAGCUUGAUCUCAUAGUGUCCGAGUCAGUUAUCCGUUGGGCAUCUUGCACUCAUACUCCCAGUGCUCCAUCUCUUAGAUCAUCCCUUGUUUGCUAGAAGAGUUGAAAAGGGUACCGAAUGAACCAAGAAACUGCACUCAUAGGGGCUUGAUACAGUAUUUGGUAAAUCCGAGGAGCUGAACUCUGCUGUCUAGGCUUGCAUGGCUUGUUUGUGUGUUGUGUCGAGUGAUGAUGCUUUUCUGAUUUGGAAGGUCAUUAAUUUAUUAAUACAAGGAAUGUCUUUUAACAGUUAGUUGUAAUGGUUACUUGCAAUCAUGUUGUGAACUGGGAAAUUCUUGCAAUAUUUCAUAGUGCCAUAUUAGCUUGUUGGAGAA
This is a messenger RNA of Cornus florida, 2360 nucleotides long. RefSeq names its product calcium-dependent protein kinase 26-like. Gene Ontology annotation, biological process: intracellular signal transduction; peptidyl-serine phosphorylation; protein autophosphorylation. Bases 512 to 2083 code for a protein of 523 amino acids. Gene Ontology annotation, cellular component: nucleus; cytoplasm. The record is from RefSeq and is a predicted model, not a curated record. NCBI's taxonomy places the organism in Eukaryota, Viridiplantae, Streptophyta, Magnoliopsida, Cornales, Cornaceae. Gene Ontology annotation, molecular function: calcium/calmodulin-dependent protein kinase activity; calcium-dependent protein serine/threonine kinase activity; calmodulin binding. The transcript has 5 exons.